Messenger RNA from Trichoderma asperellum CBS 433.97, 883 nucleotides. The record is from RefSeq and is a predicted model, not a curated record. Lineage: Eukaryota; Fungi; Ascomycota; Sordariomycetes; Hypocreales; Hypocreaceae.
AUGCAAUUAAGAUGCUGGCGGCGGUCCCCGAAUAUCUGUGUAAUAGGAAUUCUGGACCCCUCUUUAUCUAAGGUUCUUUAUCGCCAAAAGCCCGACUACCGAGUAGAUAUACUAACUUAUCUGCCAGCUGGGUAGCUUCGUGCCGCUGCAACCAACCUGAAACUUUUUUGAAGCAACCACCUCUGUGUACCAACAUUCAAUUCAAUGGCUGAGAAACCGACAACAGCUUCUGCACCCACGCAGUGCGUCGGCCCGACAUUCAAGGGCAUUGACGAGAAGCCGAGUGCCACUGUAUCUGCUGUGGUGCCGUUCGAUAACGUCUAUGUCUUGCCGCAAACCCCCCAGUUGAUUGCCCUUCUGUCCAUGAUAAGAAACAAGGACACCGAGCGAGCAGAUUUCAUCUUUUAUUCGAACAGAAUUAUCCGGUUGCUAGUAGAAGAAGGCCUGAACCAUCUGCCCGUCAUUGAGCGAAGCAUCACUACCCCUGUCGGUCGCACCUAUAAUGGUCUUAUGUUCCAGGGCAAGAUAUGUGGUGUCUCGAUUAUGCGAGCUGGAGAAGCGAUGGAGCAAGGACUACGAGACUGCUGCCGCUCUGUAAGAAUUGGAAAGAUAUUGAUUCAGCGGGAUGAAGACACAUCGCAGCCCAAACUUUUCUAUGAUAAGCUCCCUGAAGAUAUUGCGAACCGAUGGGUUCUUCUGCUAGACCCUAUGUUUGCCACAGGUAACCGCUCUCUAUUGACUUGUUCCUCGUCAUCUCGAUUGAUAUGGCGAUCUGCGCCGAUGACUAACAACGUAAAGGUGGCUCCGCUACAAUGGCCGUCGAAGUCCUCAAAGGCCGAGGGGUGCCUGAAGAGCGCAUUCUAUUCCUCAAUUUGAUUGCCAG